Molecule: messenger RNA, 2141 nt
Organism: Ornithodoros turicata
Lineage: Eukaryota; Metazoa; Arthropoda; Arachnida; Ixodida; Argasidae
Exons: 2
Coding region: 110-1462 (450 amino acids)
Molecular function (GO): metal ion binding; protein binding
Source: RefSeq, a predicted model, not a curated record
UGUAGGUGUAGAUGUUUAUGGCAGCGGUUUCCUCGUCGAGCGAAUUGUUCGUUGUAGGCGCAGCCACGUCAAGCCUUACUGCUGAGUCAGUCAUACGGGCGCAAAAACAAUGGCGACUGCUGCCACGGAGAACGUGACGUUCGUCAAGACCCUUUCCGGAUUCACGAAAGAGGUGAAUUGGCGACCGACCGAAUUCACAACCCCCAUUCCACGAAUCCGGUGCUGCAAUCUGUGUUCCGUGGUUCCCAGAGAAGCUCGGGUCCUACGGUGUUCGCACGUUUUCUGCAAGGCAUGUUACGAUCGUAUCGCCAACUCCGACUUUGUCUGCCCAUUGGAUGACAAGCACUUCAGCGAAAGUCAAGCGAAUGUCAUCGAGUUUUCCCAGCUGCAGUUGCUGACACGUGAGGUUCGUUGCUGGAACAGGGGCAACGGUUGCAUGUUCGUCGGCCACCUUUCGGAUGCACUGGCACAUUUUCACGAAGCGUGCGACUUUCACAUGGUGACUUGUGCCAAAUGUAACAGUUCCGUUGUUCAACGGGAGAUACUCGAGCACUACAAGCGUCGAUGUGCGGAAGAAAAUCCACGUAGAGCUAGGGUGUCUCAGCAAAGGAACCAAUCUGGCGAAUCUCCUGGACACACGACGCCAGCUUCUGGUCAUUCUACGCUAGAUAACGUUCUUCAGAUAGCCAGGAACAUCGAGGGGAUGAUAAAUCAACUCGCCGAUAAUCAGGCGUCCCUACAAGACAGUCUCAACAACUUCACAGUCAGUACCCGAGACGGUCUGCGAGAGGUGAGUUGCUCGAUAUUAAAUCAAACAUCUCAAAUCGGCCAAGUGUCUGAAAAGCAAGACGAAUUCAAUAGCAUGUCCAAGAACACCAUGACGAACAUCGAAGUUUCUUUGAAAGGAUUACCCGGAAUGCUUCAUCACCAAAAUCGUUUGAAGAAUGUAGCACCACAGACGUUCCACCUUUCGAGCGACAAAGUUUGUUGGCCCAUAGAAGACAUCAUGCGACACAUUCAGAAUGAAAGCCUACAGAAAAUCAUGGGCGAGCCUUUCAUGCUUGGUGGAUAUCGAGUACGUCUUACGCUCAAGUUUGACAGAAGCGAAUCCGACAUGGAAAUCUGCUUGUACUUCUCCUUGCGACCAGGCCCAAACGACGCCGAUCAGGAUUGGCCUUUCAUAAUACCGUUGAAAAUGUCUCUGGUUCCCCCGAAUGAGAAAAUAAAGGAGAAGAAGCGCCUGAUUGACCCCGUAAGUAGUCGGUACCCAGAAAUAUUCCGUCGGCCUACAGAAGACGUCGAUCAUGGUGAAGGGGGUUGCAUCGUCAAGAGAAGCGAAAUGGAGCCAUAUGUCAUCGAGGGUACCCUGCUGGUAUGUAUAGAGUUGAUACGUGACAGAGAUGUGCACAACGCUCUGUUUAUGGAGGCUGUGGUUGAGGCUGUCGCUGGUUUGUUGAGCUGAGCAAGCAUCGCACGUGUACCAUUUGGUUUAACGUGUAAUGCAACAAGGCAUUGCCGAUCCUUGGUCACUUGCGUUCCAGCCAGUGGAAGUGGUGUAGCGAUGUCGCAUAGCAACACCGAAGCCUAUAUAUAUUUUUUUUGUGAUGUGAUGUGAUGUGAUGUGAAUAAAGAAAAAAAUGGGGAUGUAAGUUUCGACGAAGUCAAACUGGCUACCCCAGUACACUUAAUACAGAAAGUUCAAUCUGAUGAUGAGAUGAUGAAAACGCAAAAGGAUGAUGUCCAGAGACGAACAGAGAUUAUAAUUGAGUUCAACAUGUAGGUCAAAAGUUCAAGAGCUGCGCCCAAGUUAGAGUAAAGUGGCGGAAUCACCGGGGGCACACACAGGACACAUCACACAUUCACAGUGUCAUAGGAUGUCCAUAAGCCCGGUUGCAUGCAAAAAGUCUUCAAGUGCCCUUAGCGUCUUGUCGGACGAAGGAGGACCUAAUAGUUUCGUGAUGUCGAAGGCUCGGGAGUCCAAACGAGAGAGGCUUGUCUCUAAUGCCCUUCGAGCAUCGACGUACUUCUGACAUCUGAGAAGGAUGUGUUCUACAUCCUCUACAACGCCACACUCACUAUUUUUUUUUUUCUCUAAAGUCUCUACUUUGAUUUCUUUAAUAAACAAUGAGCUGAUUGUUGCA